AUGUCGAACGAACGACUGUGGCUUUGGAUUAGAGGAGUCACUGCCAGGAUCCUGCGAGGCCUCUUGGCGCUCCUCAGGUUGGCCUUGACUGGUUGCACCAGGUACUUUGACCGGUUGAGGGAUGUCGUGGGCCAGGCAGGAGCCGAAACUGGUCUCCUGGCGCUGAGCUUGUGCGUCAACCGGAGUAUCCAUCUGCUGGAAAGGCUCUUUUGGCUGGGGGUGGUCAUAAGCAGUGUGAUCGCCGCCCUGGUGCUUAGUCGCCUCCAGUUGGAGCGCUACUUCAGCUCGCCCACCGUGAUCUCCGUCGACCGAGACUAUCGCGGCUGGAACGGAUCCCUGCCAGCAGUCACCCUGUGCUACUACGACCACAUCGAUUCCUUCAAGGCCAAUGAGUACAUACAGGAGGUGUGGAAUGUGUCCAUCAUCGACGAGGACUACUUCUACUUCAUGGACUUUCUGUACGCCGUUGUGAACGCCACGGCGGGCAACUACGCCGAGUUGGCCAAGUUCGCGGAGGACGAGCGCUUCGACCAGAUCGACCUGUACGAGAUGAUCCAGCGGGUGGACAGACCCUUCGAGCAGGUCAUCAGCAGCUUCGACUCCGGCUUCCAAGUCCAUGUCCAGAGGGUGAUGACGGAGCGAGGAGCCUGCUACGCCAUCAACUCUCCCAUGUCCACGGUGCUGAGUGGCCAACCAGUUGCCUAUGAGUUGAUGCCACAGCCCCUGUCCUGCCAGUAUGGAAAGCAGCAGUGCUACAUCCGGAUGGAUUUGUAUGAGAGCACGGGCGUGCUGGACGUCCAUUCGCCAUUUGAGGUUUCGGCCACAGAGGCGAACAUUGUGGCCCUCCACAAAUCCGACGAGAUAACCGCCUCGUUCAAGGUGCUGGAAACGGUAGCAUCAAAGAACUUACGCCAACUGAGCGUCGCCCAGCGCAAGUGUGUGUUCAACAACGAGGAGACAUCCAAUCUGAAGAUCUACAGCAAGUCCCUGUGCCUGGCCAGAUGCCGCGCGGUGAUGGCCCUCGAGAUGUGCAACUGCGUGCCCUUCUUCUACCCGUACGUGGAUGGACCCAGUUGCAAUCCCGCCGGAUUCGAGUGCCUGCUGGACUUCAAGUGGCCCAUCUGGGCGCUGCACAUCUGCAAGUGCCCCUCCACCUGCACCGAGAUCGAGUACACCAUGCAGACGGUCAAGAAGAGCUCCUGGGGCGUCAAGAACAACGAGGAGGUGGCCAGCAGCGAGACUGCCACCUCCAGCUUCCGCUGGGAUCUGAUUCCUCCCAAAGUGCGCAUGCGACGGGAUGUGGUCUACAGUUUCGAGGACUUAGUGGUAUCCUUUGGAGGUGUCCUGGCCCUCUUCGUGGGCGUCAGUGUGAUGGGGCUGGUGGAGAUGGUGCAUGUGCUCGUCCAAAACUUGCUAAUCGACGUCUUCACGGUGCUCCGCCUGGUGUUUGGUCGACUGCGGCGCUGCUGGCGAAGAGACGACCACAAACCGGAGGGCAACCACCACCAUGCCCGACUGCAUGACUUCAACGAGCGCCUCUCUUUGGCCGACACCGCUGAACUGCCGCCGUUUGACUACGUGAAUUGA
Messenger RNA from Drosophila teissieri, 1587 nucleotides. RefSeq names its product sodium channel protein Nach (gene ppk3). Bases 1 to 1587 code for a protein of 528 amino acids. Gene Ontology annotation, molecular function: ligand-gated sodium channel activity. The record is from RefSeq and is a predicted model, not a curated record. Gene Ontology annotation, biological process: sodium ion transmembrane transport. NCBI's taxonomy places the organism in Eukaryota, Metazoa, Arthropoda, Insecta, Diptera, Drosophilidae. The transcript has 6 exons. Gene Ontology annotation, cellular component: membrane.